This is a messenger RNA of Setaria italica (foxtail millet), 1606 nucleotides long. RefSeq names its product omega-hydroxypalmitate O-feruloyl transferase. NCBI's taxonomy places the organism in Eukaryota, Viridiplantae, Streptophyta, Magnoliopsida, Poales, Poaceae. The record is from RefSeq and is a predicted model, not a curated record. The coding region runs from base 43 to 1473 and encodes 476 amino acids. The transcript has a single exon. Gene Ontology annotation, molecular function: acyltransferase activity, transferring groups other than amino-acyl groups.
CUACUGUCUACUGACCUGCAGGAACCAGGAAGAAGAAGAAGAAUGGCUAGCGUUAAUGGCGGCGGCGAUUUGCAGCUCCGAGUAGUCAGCCGGCGCCUGGUGAAGGCCUCCGACUCCUCCAUCAAGCCGCACGUCCUCUCCCUCUCCAACCUCGACCUCCUCAAUCAAUCCAUACAGGCUUCCACGUUCUGCAUCUACCCCAAGCCGUCCACCGGCGCCGGCGGCGGCUUCGACGCCGUCGUCGCGGCCUUCGAGUCCGGCCUGUCGUCCUUCCUGAACCACUUCUUCCCGUUCGCCGGCCGCAUCGCGACAGACCCGGGCUCCGGACUCCCAGAGCUGCGCUGCGGCAACCAGGGCGCCGAGCUCGUGGUGGGGGAGGCCGGCGUGGCGCUGGCGACCCUGGACUACGGCGCCGUGGGUGCCGCCGUGCGGAGGUUCCAGCUGCCAUACGCCGAGGACGUGCCGCUGUCAGUGCAGGUGGUGUCGUUCGCCUGCGGCGGCUUCACCGUCGCGUGGUGCACCCACCACGUGCUCUUGGACGGCAAGUCCCUGAGCUUCCUCGUCAACGCCUGGUCCGAGCUCGCGCGCUCGGGGGAAACGCUCGCCGCGGGAUCCCGGCCGAACCACGACCGCUCCGUGUUCCGUCCUCGCGAGCCGCCGAGUUACUCCGCCACGCUGGACGAGGCGUUCACGCCGCUGGACACGAAGCACCAGAUCAACGUCCUGACAGCCAACCAGAGCUUCGUCGAGCGCCUGUACUACAUCGACGCCUCUGACAUCGAGCGGCUGCGGCGCGCGGCGAGCCGCAACGAUGGCUACCAGCGCGCGACGCGCGUGCAGGCGGUCUCGGCCUACCUCUGGAAGGCCCUCGCGGGCGUCGUGGCCGGCACGGCCGAGGCGCGCUGCCGCAUGGGGUGGAGGGUGGACGGGCGCAGGAGGAUCGCGGACCCGGAGCGCCGCGCCGCGAUGCGCAACUACGUCGGCAACUUCAUCACCUACGCCGUCGGGGAGGCGAGCGUGGCGGAGGUCCUGCGGAUGCCGCUGCCGGACGUGGCGGCGAUGGUGCGGGAGGCGAUCGCGGCGCCGGCGCCGUACGAGGAGCGGCUCCAGGAGCUGGUGGACUGGGUGGAGGAGCACAAGACCCGGGCGUACGUGGAGACGGCGAUCCUGGGCGUGGGGAGCCCGAUCCUGAGCGUCACGACGCUGUCCUCGUUCCGGACCGACACGGACUUCGGCUUCGGCCACGCCGCGAUGGCGGUGCCGACGGCCACGGCGGCCGCGAGGCUGUGCUCGGGGUACGUCCAGGUGUUCUCGCGGCCCGGGGAUGAGGGGACGUGGUUCGUCAACGCGCUGGUGUGGCCGGAGCUCGCUGCGGCGCUGGAGGCCGACGAGCCGCGCGUCCUCAGGCCUGUGACGGCGGAGUACCUUGGUUUGUCGCUAGCUUCUCAUCAAGUCCAGCGAUGCCGGCUCUGAAUCUCUGAUAGAUACACGAACUUGUCAUGUGAUGUUUAAGUCUUGUUUGAGAAUCUAUGGGUGUGUUUUGGUUGCAUGCACCACAUGAUGCAUACAUGGAUGAUCCUGGAUGGGGUGGUUCAACCAAUUUGCU